AUGCACAAUUGUCCUGAAUCAGGCUAUAAUAGAUACUUUAAUUGUCGUUCUUCCGUGCGCAAUCAUUUAAAAAUCCAUAACAAUACAAUUGGAGACCUUCUCCAAGAAAUUGUUAUAGCAAAAGACAAAGAUAAAACAGAUGGGUUUUUGUUUAAUAAUAGCAAAGAUAUUGAACCAAAAAUAGAAAACAAUAUAAUAGAUGAGAUAACAGAUAGGUUAGAAGAUAACAAAAUGAAUUAUGAAAUAAAUAAAGAUGUUGAAGUAGAUGAAAUAGAAGAGACAAACAGACUAGAAAUUAGUUAUAAUAAAGAAAAAAAUAAUGAAACUAAUGAAAUAGAUGAAGCAAAUAAU
Racocetra fulgida is the source of this 351-nucleotide messenger RNA. The record is from the annotation of a GenBank genome assembly. Lineage: Eukaryota; Fungi; Glomeromycota; Glomeromycetes; Diversisporales; Gigasporaceae.